This is a messenger RNA of Venturia canescens, 1524 nucleotides long. RefSeq lists its product as uncharacterized. Lineage: Eukaryota; Metazoa; Arthropoda; Insecta; Hymenoptera; Ichneumonidae. The coding region runs from base 83 to 925 and encodes 280 amino acids. The transcript has 4 exons. The record is from RefSeq and is a predicted model, not a curated record.
GCUUCCGGACUUGUCGUUCGUUGAGUGAGUGGGCGCGAGGAAACUGAAGCUUCGAUCCCGCAGAGGUCGCGUGGCCCCGGACAUGACUCGUCUCACGGGGCCUCUCUUUGUCUCGCUCCCCCUUUCGUUGCCACUUUCUCCCUCUUUGUCGCUCUCGGAAACGAUUUUGCGAGUCGAGGAAUAUAAUGGCGGGAGCAGUUCCGGACCUUGCCGGAUUGCCGCUCAAACGAGGGAGCGCUGCACUCACUAUUUAGCGGGGUUAGUGAUGACGGAUGGCAGCCAGUUUGCCGAUAAAACUCACCGAGCUCCAAUCCCGUAUGAAUGUACAAACCCGCGUUACGUCUCAUUGAAAAGCGCCGCCACACGCUCGCGAGAAACUCCCAAUUCGGCUUAUGUACCCGUGAGCAACACCUGUCGCGAUUUGGAGAAUGCCGUGAACGAGAUGGAAAUUCGCGCGCUCAAACGUGGCGAGGCUGAACCAGCUUGGGCCUCUGAAGCUGCACCUCGACUUCUGAACAUGUACUGUCAUCGCGGGUACAAUGACAACGUAACAGGUUUUUGCAUUUGCGAGGACGGAUGGACGUCGCAACAGUUGAAGAAUAUCGAGCCGACGAACGAGUAUAUUCACAUGUGCAAUGUCCGUUUGAAUCGAUUCCCGAAUCUCCACGGGCAUCCGGUUGAGAUUCUGCUCAUCGUUAUCGCCGCUUUCCUAGGUACUUUAGUAGUUUUUUUCUGUUGCGCAAUGACCUUUGUCGUGCGUGGAUUCAUACCGUCGCGUACGUGCGUCGAUUGUGGACAACAAACCGGGGGUUCGGCUUAUUUCGGGAGUUCAUCAAAGAGCUCGGCUCCUUCGGUGUACUCGCACCGUAAACAGAAAAAAAUUGGUGAUCGAAACUCUUCGACAUCCUGCCCAAGAUUUCGAUAGCGAAAAAUCUCGGCUUACAAACACAAAUUUCCAAAAAUCAGUUAUUCAAAUUGGAAGCUCAUCGAACGUAUAAGAAUAUUUAUAUUUUUGUAAUUCGUUAAAAAUGAUUAUUUAUUUCGUUUUCAUGACUCUCAUUAUUAGAAAAUUGCUUAAACGUUAUAAUGAAAAAAAAAACGAAAAAAAAUAACACGCCCUGCCGAAACCCGGGAUUGAACCGGGGACAUUUAGAUCUUCAGUCUAACGCUCUCCCAACUGAGCUAUUUCGGCGUCGAGGAUAACUUAUCCACUGUGUCAUCAUGUCGAUGAACACUCGAUGGUGGAGCAACAUUUUGUUGAGCAGUUAUUUGUUUAACUUCGACCACGUGUUUUCUUAUUCGUCAUUAUUUCGAUUUUCGACAUUUUCUUUGCUCUUUAUAAUUAAAAAUGGGAAUUGAUGAGAUUUUUUAUGGAAUUUGGGUGGAUUUUAAUUGAAAAAAUGAAUUCCAAUCGAGAGCUUGAAAAACCCAGACAGAGUUCUCCGGGUCCCGGAGACCCGGAGCAGCAACGACGAGAGUCCCAACGGAGCGGAGUCGACUUUGAGAAUCGAUAAAUUAAAAUCA